AUGACGAGCCGCUCGGAGCCCAUGACUGCCCACCUCGACCGCCUCGGCCACCGCCACCUUGUCGACUUCAGCAAACUCCUCCAUCUCCCCGACUCUCAUGCCUGGCCGGAGCUCCAGGACCACCCGCUCGCCGCCGCCGCCGCCGCCGGCCAGGUCGCUGACGAGCCGGUGCCCGUCAUCGACCUCGACGACCCCAACGUCCUCCCCAACCUAGCCAGCGCCUGCAAGCGGUGGGGAGUGUUCACCAUCACCGGCCAUGGCGUCCCGGCGCGAACCCUACGCUGCUUAGAGUCUCAGAGCCGCCGGCUCUUCUCGCUGCCCACCGCGCAGAAGCUCAAGGCCCUCCGCCCCAUAGACGGCAUCUCCGGCUACGGCCAAGGUCGGAUCUCCGAGUUCUUCCCCAAGAACAUGUGGUGGGAGGGCUUCACCAUCGUCGGCUCCCCCGACGAGCAUGCCCGCAAGCUCUGGCCAGACGGCCACCUCCCCUUCUGGUAUCUUUCUUUGAAGGGCCGCCACGAUUCGAAACGCUUCAUCGACUGCAUUUAAUUCCCCUUGGACCGGCCUCCAACGGCGUCCCUCGUCCUUACAUCGUUCUGUUUUUUAUCCAUGCAGUGAAGCUUUCGAAGAAUACAACCGGGAGAUGAAGAAGCUGUCAGGAAAGCUUCUAGCCCUCGUACUGAAAUCCUUGGAGCUUCCCGUCGACGAAGUGAGCUGGUACGUGCCCGCAUGCCCAGACGGGGACUGCUUCUCUGCGGCCACCUCUCUUCUCCAGUUGAACUACUACCCGGCGUGCCCCAGCCCGGAGAGAACCAUGGGCCUUGGCGACCACACCGACUCCAGUCUCUUCACCCUCCUUUACCAGAACCUCGUGAGCGGCCUGCAGGUGGCGCCGCCAGCCGGCGGCGGAUGGGUGACGGUUCCCCAUGUGGAAGGGGGUCUCAUCGUGAACGUCGGCGACCUUCUCCACAUCGUCUCCAAUGGGCGGUGCACCAACGUCGUCCACCGUGCCGUCGUAGACCGGAACCAGGACCGCCUCUCGAUAGCGUACCUCUACGGGCCGCCUGCAAACGCCAAGAUAGCGCCGAUCGGGCGCGGAAGUGAGGCGCCGGUGUACAGGACGGUGACAUGGCCCGAGUACAUCGGCAUCAGGGCGAAGCACUUCACCAAGUCGCUGGAGUCGAUUAGGGUUUUGCCCGAGGGAGAAGAAAAGGCGGGGGAGGAUAACGACGGCCCCACCGUCUCCAUCGGCAUCACCGAAUAA
This is a messenger RNA of Spirodela intermedia, 1261 nucleotides long. Lineage: Eukaryota; Viridiplantae; Streptophyta; Magnoliopsida; Alismatales; Araceae. The record is from the annotation of a GenBank genome assembly.